AUGGUAGCCGCUUCACAGUUUGUUUUUGCCUGCCUCCUGAUCCUAAGCAUAUCAUCCAUUGGUGAGUAAGACUUAAUAGCAAGAUAAAAAUGUUUCUCUGACCGUGCAUUUGAGCCACUUUGUAAUGAAAGAAAGCUUUGCAGGAAAAAAGGACAACAAAAGGGCGUCGUUCUCCAUUGAUCCCACUGCUGUAAGCUAUUGAUGAUCCAGAAUGGAAUCGGCUGCACUGCAACCUUAACAAGUCAAACACAAGGGAAUUAAUGUAAUUUUACAGGGUCUGGAUGGGGUGUCGCUUGAUCCGUGAAUUGACCGGUAAACAGAGCAUGGAUCAGGAAAAAUCAUGAAAUACAGUAGUGAUUCGUGAAUUAUAUUAUACUCACUGUGACGCGUGAUCUCGUACAGCCCCCGAAAUGAUCCUCUACCCCGAAAUGAUCCCUAUUUCUCUUCACGUCGACCCCGAAAUGAUCCCCAAUUAAUUUUAGGAAUGGAACGAUAUCCCAGAACUAUGGAUCGAUUAAAAUGUACAACAUUAACUUAAGUUUCACUAAUAAUCUUCACUUGCUCACAUUCUUUAAUGACAUUAAUUUGGGAUUUCACUUUGAACUGGAUUAAACGAAAAUAUUAUUUAAUACACAAAGUCUAGUAUAUUUUUAGUAACACCAUGAACUGCAACUGAUAACAUCAAGAAACAUAAUAUUCUUUAUUAUCAUUACUUACGGUAGGUGUUUAUAGCCCGGGUAGCCUGUGAACAGGCCUUUAGUCGCUAUUUUUUCCCCAAACAGAGAGCCUGUUCACAGGCUAUAGCCCGGGUUAUGUUAUGUUAUGUUAACUUCUAAAAAUGAUGUCAAAACUGCAUGCCUUGGAUAUUGAAUUUUAAAAAUGGUGUUUUCACACUUUUUAAAAAUAUUAAAAUGGUGAUGAAUAUGCAAAAGUAGACAUACAGGCGAUUAGAUGACAAAAGCGCUAAAAAAAAUCGCAUAAACUGUAGUGAAAUGUUAAAUGCGAUUCAAGAACGUAAACGCUGCAACAGACUUGUAAUAAUUCCGUGACGGAAUACCAUUCCAUUCCGAUACUUAAUUGGGGAUCAUUUCAGGGUCGACGUCAAGAGAAAUGGGAUCAUUUCGGGGUCCGUAUCAUUUCGGGAGCUGUACAGAUCACCAUACUUUUUUCCUUCCCAUCACAGGGUCAUUUAAGAAAAACUCUUGCUAGUAGUAUACCAGCAACCACUAAGAAUCAUUGAUGGACUUGAUCAGUUCGUUACCUAAUCAUAUGAUUCGAGAAAUGACUCCAAAAUGUAACGUGAUUUGUGAAUGUACGGAAAUUUAACCCGUGAUUCCAGAUCCAGACACCCCCUUCCAGACCCUAAUAUCACAGGCGGCCCAGACGUAGCGUGUGUUAAUAACAUUGACAAAAUAGGAUGAGUCGUCGAAACCGCCAUGAACUAAAGUAGUCCAAAAGUCAAAAUAUAGAAAAGCAAAGGUAAGAUACCUUUAACUGAACGUCUCCUUGUAUUUCCUGUCCAUUUUAAGUGGCAUUUUGUCGAGUUUUGCAAUCGUAGGUACUGUCCACUAAAGGAGAAUUAAAGGCUGGCUACAAAAAAAAAAAACGUACUAUCUCCACGCGCCUCCACGCGAAGCGCUAUAAAUUUGAGAAUAAUCAUCGAAUCAGCUCCAAAUUGCUAUCGGCUAAUCUGCAGGUAACGUGUGCUCCGGCUUCGCGCUCGCUGUCUCCACAAAACCCGCAGCAACUGCACGAUAAUCGCUCGCUCAUCAACAAACACUUGGCCUUUACGCUCCGCCAUGACCGCAAACGAGCAGGAUCACUACGUGAUGUGAAUAUUCAAGCUUUAGAUUGAUUGACAAGAUAGAUUUCUAAUAUACAGAUUUAGCUGGGGCUAAAAGCGAAGCUCCCGUUAAUAAAUUUAUAAUUUAAAUCAAACAAUAAACUCCGCUAUAAUUAGGGCACAUUUUCAUGACAAAAAACUUCGAACUGAUUGAUUGGAUCGGGGGGAGAGUUGAUGUGUAACUAACUCGUGUAUCUUCGGAAUAAAACAUGGACAGACAAGACGCUCUCGGAAUCAGAAAGAAGGCUGCUGAAAAGCGCUAUCAAAAAACGCACCAAGGAACAUCACAGGUUAGUGCUCGAAAGGGACAGACUUACAAUGCGAACUUCUGAAACACUAAGCAGUAUUGACCGUUAUAUUCGUCACAAGUCUAUUGAUCACAACGUGAAAAACAGGGGUGAAAGAAUUCAUCAAAACCCACGAAAAGAAACUUAAAAACCUCACGAAAAACUCGAUACUAAAAAGAUCAAUUCAACUCAGUGAUUUGUUGUUGAUACGUUCUUCUCCCGCGCGGCCGGAGAGUUCAAGAUAUCACCGUACCGAAAAGCUUCUUGUGACAUCUACUUUAAUAGAUCUUCUUGAGCAUAACAGGAAUUGUGCAUUAAGUAACGGUCCAGAUAAGAGGGAAAGAACCAAACGCAAUGAACACGAAAGGUGCUAACUUAACUAUUGUCUCUACUGUGCUUCUGAUUGGUUUAAACAGCAAAUUUUACGAAAUCUUCGCAAAGUAGCAUGUAUAUUAAUCCUUUGUUUUCUAACAUGUGUCACGGCUAUCCGAAGACGAAGUAGCUGAAUUUCUAACCAACUGAACGGAAGAAAUACCAGACUACGCAAAAAAUAUCGCUCGACUGAUUUUAUCUACAUUUUGAAGUAUCUGUUUAUAUCCUGAAACCCUGCCGAGAAAUAGGCAAAAGUUUUGAAGAAAGUCUACGGGAAGGUAAGCUUCUUAAGAACUUAGAAAUAUUUUUGAAUGAACAGUGAAAUAAUUAUUGAAUUCGGGUUUCGUAUGAUGUGAAGAAUUAUGCGGAUCUCAGAGGAUGUUAUCCACUUCGGCCUCGGUGGAUAACAUCCUCCGAGAUCUGCAUAGUUUUUCACAUCCUAUUAAGCCCCUUAAAAUACUUGCUUAAUAGACAUAAAUCCUUUUUUAUUGGAAAAAGGCAAAUUUUGAGAAACUUGGUUGCCAUGGUGACGUCGAUGAUGUAUACGUCACGGCGAUUUUAAAAUUCCCAGAUAAUUUUUACGAAAGGUCGCUAAGUUUUUCGGUCAUAGCUAGGACGGUUUUGAAUUUAUUUAACUUUUUACCUUGGAUCCUCUGUCCGAGUAGGGUUAAGCCUAGUUUUCAUAGGUCGGAAAAAUCCCAGACGAUCGGGGAUUUUAUUGUUUCCCGACUGUCUCAGACUAAUGAAAACUCGGAAUCGUAGAUACCCCCGAUCGUCUGGGAUGGACGGGGACAAAUCUGGAGAAUCGGGAGCGUUCCUAUUUUCCCGACGCGUCCCAGAUUUCUGGGAUGGUCGGCGAUCAUUCGCGACAAAUGGAAACACAAAUAUGUACCGGUCGGGGACGUCGGCGAUGGAUUUUGCUCAUUACCAAUCCCCUAAAUUGCUGGGCCUUAGUUCCCCUAUCACAAAUAAACAUGCCGCCACUCGAAAACAAGAGUGAGAAUCUGGGACAGACUUCUGGCGAUUAUCCGAUUUAUUAUAUACAUACUGAGAAAUACUCACCAAAAAGUUGUGUUGUAAAUUUUGAUACUAUACGCAAAUGAGUUCUAGUCAAUCAGAGGAGUGAACUAUGGUUUUCACACGUGAAAAAAGUGAUACGUGCAAUCAGAAUCGCGAACGAUGUUUUUUCACAUGUGAGAAAAAUGAUACGUCCAAUCAGAAGCCACAGAUGUGUGUGAGUUUCGCACCAAAAUUCCCGCCUUUUCUUGCAGCUUGCUGAGCGCAGCUUCGCACACAUUCGAGGAGAAAAGUUUUUCUCUAAGAGUUUUUUCUCGUUAAAAAAGUGAAAAACAUUUCCGAAAUGGAGUGGAAUAGUUUCGUUUGUUUCACUGUCGAUAAAGAAAUCUGUGGAGAGCCGGCGAAACAACAACGGAGGGGAAAAACAGAACAAGACGUAAGCUUAUGUUGUGCUUUUUGUCGGAGCUACUUUGUCUUUCAUUUAUAAGCUUAAGCUUAUAUUGAAACCGGCCUUUUCAAUUGUACAUUCAGAACAAACAGUUAAGAUUACCUGUAGUUCUUGGAUUACGGUUUUACCUCAUAUCCUUACCGUCAUUAUGUUUUUAAGAAACGUUUCUACUAAAAAGCUGAUACUUCGUUUUGAUUGUUAUUUCGUGUUGUGUAGCGGCAAAUUUAAGCAUUUUGGAAAGAUUUAAAAUAAAAAGGCCACCAAAAUGAUGAAUGUCUCAGUAUGUAUACAAUAAACACAAUACCACAUGUAAAGUGCUUCGUACGGUAUUUACUCGUUCGCUGCGUUCACUCUUUCGAUUUCUGAUAAAAAAAACAACUCGUGUGUAAAUACCGUACGCCAGCACUUUCCAUGAAGUAUUCUCUAUAUAUCAGCAAAACCUCUGAUGGUCGGCAAAAAGUAAAAUCGCCGAUCGUCUGGGAUUUUCCCGACAUAUGACUGGCUUUGAUACUAAAACGAAAGAAUAUCCUGACCGACAACAGAGUAAAACGUCACCAUAUUGGUAUUCAGUUCAAUUUUUUAAUUCCAGUGUCUGGUAUUGAGUGUCCAGUGUGUACCAAUGUCCCCGGAAUAGGAGCAGGCAAAUGCGACAGUGGGAAAGUCCCCAAAGUUACCUGCCCAGAUGGAUGGAAUCGGUGUAUGAGCUUGAAAGGGAAGAUGACGGUUCUUGGCAUUACUCAGAGCAUCGAACUAAAGAACUGUUCCAACAACAUUUGGUGUGACUCAGCCAGCGACUACAACGGUAAGAACAGCAAAGAAUUUACGCCCAAUCAAUCAAUCAAUAAAACUUUAUUUUGUCGCGGUAAUUCCAUCAGGCAAUAAAAGAAACAAAUGACACUUGUAUAAUAAUUAUUGAUAAAUACUAUAAGUACUAUAAAAUUUAAAUACUAAGCUCUAUAAAUUUAACGAAAACUACUUACUUACAAAAAUGAUUAAAGACCCUGCUUUACAUGGAUGCCGGGAGAUAGUUAGAGAAAUUGUAGCAGUCUAGUUUUGCUUUAAAUGAGCUGAGGGUUCCUGCCUGGCGAAGAUCAAGAGGAAAACUGUUCCAUAAUCGAGCACCGCUGUACGCAUGUAACUAAAACCUAGUUUAAAGUAGUUAGUACAUGGAUGAGGAACAGCCAGGUCAUUCUAAGGAUCUCGUAAAGGACAGUUCACAAGCUUAUUUCUGGGAAUAAACUUGGAACAUAAAUAUACCGGAGCCAGAUUAUUCAGUGACUUAAAAACCAUUACUGCACGAUGAAUAACUAUAAAUACUACAUCGACUUGACCUCUCUUAUCCAAAACUUCGAACCAAUCAUGAUGUAUCAAGAGUAGUUGAGUAGAGCAGGAACGACCAGUGAGAAACCCGUGAUGAGAAUCAUGUAUGAAACCGAUAACUUGAUCAUAAAUAGCAUUGUACACAAUUCUUUCCUGGCAUUUUUCCAGCGAUAGUUAAGAGUAAAAUGCCACUAUAAUUUUCUACUGGCUCUCGAUCACCAUCCUUAUGAAUAGAUGCAAUAUUAGUUGAUUAAAAUUAAUUGGGUUAGGGGUCCCUAUUUGAACGAUAAAUUGAAUAGCAUACUCAGAGGAACUUCAGAUGUGUCAGCAGUCUCAUUUAGUAAACGAGCAGGUAUUUUAUCACCCGCACAAGACUUGUUAGCAUUAAGAUUAUUGAGCAGUUUUUGAAAUUCUUUAAUGUUACGUGUCACAUGGUUGGUAAAGACAUCCAUAAAUACUUAGAUCUUGUCAGUCAUUUUGUAUUGGGGAUGGUACCCCAGUACUCUGUAAAAAGCUGAGUGAAUUCAUAGUGAAUAUUGAAGAAAUUAGCUUGCUCUUGAAGUUUUGUCGCAGAUCGUCUGUUGUAAGCGUUUAGAUCAUGGCUCCAAAAUCCUUUUGGGGUCACCUUCAGUUGACUAGACAGAUGCUUUGGACAUGUUUUAUCCUCAGAUUUUAUUACGGCUCUUUGACGGAUCUUCGUAACUCUUUCCACUUUCGGCUAAGGGCUUCUGACGGACAAGACUUUAGUUUUGUCCAUAAAAUUUUUUUCUUUUUGAUCUUGUUGAGAAUAUCCUUGGUGAUCCAUGGAGGGUUAAUUAUCUUUUUUACAGUAAAGGCAGGGGCGGAUCCAGGAUUUUUUCAAAAUGGGGUUGUAAGUAUGAGAGUUCAAAGCAAACGUCCCAGGGCCAAAGGAAUGUAGAAUUUUGUUAAAUUGUCAUUCUUGCAAUUAUUUAUAUGUUUGUUACUCAAUCUUUUCACAUAGCAAGAAAAAGUCUUGUUACUUUUGUGAUUUUUGCGAAAUUUGCUACUUCUUCUAUACUUUUCUAAUAGCGGUUUUCUUUGAAAACGUUUUUGCUAAAAUUGCGAAAUCAAUUUGCCAGCAAAUUUUUGCUAACAAGAUCGAUCCUGGAUAUUAGUGAAUGGGAGAGGUGGGGUGGGGAGAAGAGUUAGAGUUAGGGUUAUGUCUAAAUAUGACGAUCUUUUCAUUUGGAUUUGAGAGGAAUUUGAGGUACUAUUCAUAUCUCGUCUACCUCGACGACUGCAUGGCGAUAACUGCGAGAUCAGAUGAUCGCUUUUCAGCAGGUGUCUUCAGACAUUGUUGACCUAGAGCAGGUCUUGAUUCGUUUCAUCAAGGAAAACGAUCGCUCAGCUUCUGCGCUUGUGAUCGGUAGGGUGCUGCAAAUGACCAGAAGGCGAUGGAUGUAGGGAAAGCAUCUUCAUCGCAAUCACCAAUUGCUAUUAGUGAAAGGUUUUUUGGAAGCUCCCUAUCUGUUGACUGCCAGAGUGUUUUCCAAAUACUUACCUCAUUUCCAAGGGAUUUGGGAAGUGAAAUGUCCUUCACCCAGUAUGCCUUCUUCUUCAUCAUCCAGCUGUAACUAGACAUGUUCAAAAACUUCCCAAGGGGAGGGGGAUGCAACCCCUCAACCCUCCCCCUGGAUGCGCCUCUGAAAGGUUGGAAUGCAUAUAUCAGCAGCAGCUAGUAAGAAGUCCUUAACUCUUUCAGUGCAAAUGUCCACGUCCUCUUCUAAAAAAAGCACAGUUCCACGGAAAAUACACUUCAAUAAUUCAUUCAUUUCAUCAGAGCUAUUAUUUGCCCAUACAGUUCUAGUUUAGGGUAGCGUAUAUGCUGAAAAAUAUUAUAUAAAGAAAAAUAAAAAAGCCGUUGCGCUGUGUCGAAGGCUGUGUUAAUUUCAACAUCUUUCUUGCAAUUAAAUGUACCGCAGCUGCUGAAGGGCUCCGAAAUUUUGUUUCCUGCAUUGGUACAGUCUCUUUAGAAACCAUGCCCAGAUUAGUCGCUGCUAAGGGUUACAGUAAAGAAAGGUCAAGCGUACCCCACAGAUUCCAUUAAUGAAUCGAUUGUUUGAAAAAAAUGAAUCCGUUAGUCGUUGCUGCAACUAGUAUCAAAAUCAAAUCUGCGCACCUGCGUGGGUCAUGAGCAAUAAAUGUUCUAAGAUAACUUCUUUGUCUUUGGUCAGAUUAAAAAUCUGUGAAUCGAUAAAAUUGCUUCUAUCAAAGACAUUUGCAUCAAAUUCAAGGAAACUGAGCUUGUAGAAACUUCAUAUCAACUACCCUGCGUGUAAAUUCACUGCUCAUAACGCGUGCAGGAAUGCAGGGAUGAAUCUGAAAUCUACAACUACUAACGGAUUCAACUUUCGAAUAAUAAAUUCAUUAAUGGAAUCUUGCGGGGGUAGGCUUGACCUGGCUGGACUGCAAAUUCUUAUUUUCCGAUGAGGAUCCCCAAACUUCUCAUAUGGUAGUUAGAUCACCUCUUUUAUUUUAGGAGAACAGUUUCAGUUUCAGUUUAUUUAUUUUCCUGAAGAAAAAAAUUAUAUAUACAGACAUUCAAUACAGACACAAAAAUGUUAGUUAAAGGUUAAAGAGACCUAAAAUAUAAGUAAAAGAAUUAAAAGUAUAUUUCGGGCGAGGAAGCUCAUUCAAAUUAAAACCUUAACUCUUAUCCUUCUUUUUCAGGGUGCAAGCUUCUUAAUGUGACGGGCUUUGUUACUUCAUGUUCGCUUAAUUGUAUCACACCAGACACCAGUGGAGAGCAAGAACUGGGUAGGUCAUUUUUUUUUUUUUUUCUUUUUUAAUGUUAACCACGAUUUAGUUUGAAAGUUGAAGCCGAAAUUUUUUGCACUCGUGUUAAUGAGUUUAAAAUAAGAGUCUUGACUCAAUGAAUUAUAUUGCGACCAAAACGUAAUAUUUCCCUUAUUGAAGUCUUAAACGUUGUUUCUUUAACCUUUUAACAGAAUGUCCUAACUAGAUAGUGAAUAUCGGUGUCUUAAAAGGAGCCUUAGUGUAUGCGCUACCACAUCAGCAGAAAAACAUGCAAUACAGCCCGCAGACCCAUACGCGUGAUAAUGCACCUAGAGCAAAGACGGAGAACGUAAACGAGCGCAAAGCGCAAGAUAAAAAAUACCUUCACCCCCUCACGCUUUCGUUCAAUAAAUCCACCACGACGUGCGCUCAUGACCUCUAUAGAGAUAAAUUACAAGGGCUUUCGGUCAACAGGCAAAAACGCACCGAGUUUUAGUCUUGGCCUCUUCUCAUCUUUGCACCAUUUGCUUUUGAUGUUAUUUUACGAACUUUCUGCUCUCUUAGAUCAAAAAGCCGACAAUAAACACUCUGUUUACCACCGACUUGCUGCAAGAACUAAUAACAACCCAACAAAGAUUUUUUUUUGGCUUUAAUUUCCAAGGCGAUUAAAUAAGGGGAAAGGGAGGGUGAAAAUAUCUUACGAAAGUGGCGGAGCCACCCUUCGUCUGGUUUCUUAGUGUCAAUAUACGAAGAACACACGAAGAAAUCUUAAUAACGAAAAGUAUCAUGAAUUAAAAGAUUUAGGGGCUGACCAAUGACUUAACAAAACCGAUGUGGUGGGGGCCCGGUGAUGUAGUUGGAGGAUGCACAAGUAUUCUUUUCUUUUCAUGUGUUCGAUAAGAGUGUUAUUUUCAUUUCAAUUGCGUUUGCGAAAUAUAUUUUUUUCUAAACCAUCCAACCCCGCUCUAGAAAGGUAAAUGGAAAGCUCCUAAAAUUAAGCAGUGAUUUGAAGAUUUCUUUGUCAUGGCUUUAGUGUAUAAGUUCAAAGUUAUUCACUGGUCAUUAGCUUUUAUUGGAGGUAUAUAAACGGAAGCUUUGUUGUAAGUCUAAAUUUCUUUGGCACACCCGUUCCGCUGAUCAUGAAAUUGGCAGGCUCAUGUGUGACGUCAAGAGACUUAAAAUCAGGAAAUGAAAACCUGAAUGCCUGCUUAUCCCUUUCUUAGGGUCGCCAGUUUUCUUGCAUCUAAAUGAAACGCAUCUUAUUGGCAUGUUAUACCGUAACAGUUCUUUCAGUUUUUGAAUUGUAAAAAAAUAUAUCUAGAACUCCACACUCUUUGACCCUCUUCAUCUAAAAUCACGUGUUCCUUAAUUUACGUCAUCAAGAGAUUAUGGGCUUGUUGUGUCUUGACAUCAGAGCUCCUUUGUUUCUGAGACGCUUCCGAGAGAAAACUAAGACGAAUGCAGUACCAAAAUGGCGGCAAGUUUGAAAAUUUCAAAAAAAACUGUAAAAAAAACUCACAUUGUGUUAACGGAAGAAAACAAAAAAUCGCAGAGGUUCUCAUAGCAGUCAGUGUGUACUUUCAAUUAAAAAUAAUAAUAAUAAUAAUAAUAAUAAUAAUAAUGAUUAGAAUAUGGGAAAUUGAAAAACCAGUGAAUCCUAACUCACCGGUCUUCAAAUUUAAACAAACCCCCAUUUCAGAAUUAAGAGCAUCCAUGGAAAAUAUUGGUACAACUCCAUUAGAAUUAGGCUUACUCUCGCAUUCUUGCUAUAUGAACAUUUAUACCUAUGAUACUCCAUCGAAGAGAAUGUUUUUUACAGAAAAGCCCCCCUUUUGAAUGCCUUACAUUGAACAAUGGUACACCCUUCAUAUGCCUACUUAAGAGCGACUGUCUGUAAAUAUCAACCAAAAUCGACUUUUUGUGGCACACGUUCAAAAUUCGAAUUUCGCUCAUUUUUAACUCAUCGAUAACCCUUAAUGAGUAAUGAAGCAUGCUGAGGUUAGUUUUCCCAAAUAACGUGCUGGUUUUUUUUUUGGAAAAAUUCGUGAAAACUCAUUUCAUGUCAUUUUGCCCGUUCGGAGCUCAAAAUCCACUUCCGGUAAAGCGAAAUUUUACAUAAAUUUCAUUGACUCGUACGUCAAACCACAACUAUUUGUCAGCCUUGAAAAACACGAAUAGUUUUUAUGAUCCGUUCUUCCUUAUAAGACGGUAAAUUUGUGAAAGCUGUAAUAAUUUUGUGGCCAAAAAAGGUAAAAUAAAAAUAGGCCCUAUUGACAAUUUUUACCGUUCAAAAUUAUAGAGAUAAAAAAUGCAAAAUUUUACAACGCGCUAUAACUUAGAAUUUUGCAAAUUGACUUUCUACGGCUUAACUAGGCCCCAAUGUACCAGAAAAUCGAAGCAAAUCUCUGGGCAAGCGAUUUUAAGUAGCCCGCAAGACCUCGAGUUCAACCCUAAUUUUGCGAAAAAUCGCGACAAUCCAGUGGUUAAAAUAGCGCUACACGGCCCAUCACGCCAGCAGUGGCUCCUGGCAGUGUUAACAACAGAUACACCUUUUAACAUUCUAUUCAACGUUGAUCACAUGCCAAAUUCCAGCAUACAAUCUAUAUUACAUCGUUCAAUACACUUAUCUCAUUUAGAAUGAUCAUUUUGUUUGGAUACAAUAUAUAGUGCAGAAUUGCCCAAAAGUCGGCUUUUUUGAGCGACGUCGGCAAAACGUCGGCGACAGAGCCCAACGAGAACAGACUUUAAACAAGUACAUUGGUGUGUUUUAUUAAUUUAGCAUCCGUCAAAAGGUAUAUAUACGUUAAAUUCAAGACUGAGACAACCAAUAUUAACUAAGAACACUUCACUUUCUUUUUUCUUGCGAGUUUUCUCUUUCAAGUAAUUAUGUAUAAGGUCUAUAAGUAUACAUGUACGUUUCGAUGUAUUACUAUCACGCUUAUAAAGGUACUUUGUAACGAACGUUUUGGAAAAUAUUUUAACUCGUUUCGAUCGACGAUGAAACACCAUCAUCAGAAGCAAAUUGCCAAAAACUUUCCUCUACAGCAAAACGGAAAACAGAAAAAUAAAAAGUGGCGUUUUACUAAUGCUAAAGCAGGAAUAGUUGCAGCGUGAGUAUGAGCUUUGAAAAUGUCAAAUGCUCCUAAAUGGACAUCUAUAGAUCCCUUGCAGCAGCAUUGGAGAAAACUUUCUGGCCCACUAUGAACUAGCCUGUUCCAGGCGUAGUGGACAGUGGACAGUGGACAGCGGCGCCAAAUGGAGAACGGAGGAAAGCAAAAGUGGAAGAGAGUAAGAGGGAGAGAGUGGGAGGAGGAAAAGAUGUUCUUUCUCCCUCUCUCCCCAACCCCGCCCCUUCGCCAUUUUUUGUAGCUCACUUUUCUUUGCGUUUUCCCAACUAUCUGAAGGCCUGUUACAGGUUAACUACGUGCAUUCCUUCAUUUCCAACUUUUUAUGGUAUAUAUUCAACUAACCGCCAAUGUCUACCCCCUGUUCAAGGCCCUUCGUCUACAAAAAUACCAUGUUCAAGACCAUUGCUUGGAAUUGUAUAACCUGUUUAAGAAUCAAGGCCUUCACAACCUUACCGUUGUGUUUGUCAAAAAACUGAGUUAGACUGAGAGCCUUAGUCUGCUUUACGUAAGUACCGUGUAGACCUCCGGAAGAAUUGUUUGCAGCCAGCCCCCCAAAAAACCCAAAGAGCCUUCGCCUGCCGCUGGUCAGUAGGAAGGCUAUUCCAAAGAACUGCUCCAGAAAAACUAUUUUUCUUAACAUUUGUCUGGGGGAUGAGGAAUAGCGAGUUUGCUGUUGGUGUCUGUUAAAAAGAAAUUAGAGAUAUUGCAACGAUCUUCCAUUGCUACGAUCUACUAUGCACAUAACAAGACCCCUCAAGGUACGUAAGAUAUAUGACGCAUAGUCUGCGAUGCACCCGCCACUCUCCGCUCUUUGACGAAAUGUCCCUAGCGGCAGAUAGCGAUGAGAAGAAGCUGUAUCGCAGGCUUUUGACACAAAGCUUUUCUACUAUUUUCAUGGGUAAACCGGUCGCUUCACGGUUUGGGCAAAUGGCGAACAGAAUUCAGGACUGAUGAAUUUUGAUUCCGUUCGGUAAUCGCGUUUACCAUUUGCCUAGGUCAGUUUCGUUUAACGAAAAUCGGCCACAAAGCGUGAAACUAAUAUUCAAAAAAGGUUUGAAGACAUGAUAUCCGAAUUUCGGCCUGGUAUUUCCAACCAGGAAAACAGGAAGCCCCGCAAAGCACCAAAGUGUCCUCUUAGUUUGUUUUAAUGGGUCAUGUAUAUAGUCAUGCAGUAGCUUCAUGAUUCAUACACGUUGUCAUACAAGUAUAUAGGCUCCUCUUUGCUAUCCACGUAGCUUUUUUUCAGUUUUGAGAGCCCGCAAGGAUAAAAACGUCGAAAAGAACUAUUGCACCAAUACUUAGUCGAAAGUAUUUAAUUGCUUCAAGGAAAUUAGUUUUUAUAAACCAAAUGGCAUUGUUUGGCGAUGAUUUAAUUCGUAAAUAUCCCACAAUGCAAAAACUCAUUCAGUAAACAGUUUGAGUCGUUAGCUAGAUAUUUUUCUGUUUAUAUACUAUUUUUUGAGGGAAAUCGAGUUAGUCGAUUGAAAGCUGAACGUGAAAGUGUGUGACGCUAUCCCGGGGACGCUUUAUGUUGUAUCUGACGGAAAUGCUGCAAUCAAUAAGAAUAAUAGGUUUACUGAAAGAUUUAAUUUUGAAUUGGCUUUUAAUCUGCCUUCAAGUGAAUUGUUUUUAAAAAGCGUAUCUUUCGGUAACACUGGCGUGACGGACCGUGUCACGCUAUUAAUUUUUUAACCACUAGAAUGUCGCGAUUCUUCGCAAAAUUAGGGUUGAACUCGAGGUCUUGCAGGCUACUUAAAUCGUUUGCUCAGAGAUUUGUUUCGGUUUUUCUGAUAGAUUGGGGCGUAGUAAUGCCGUAGAGAGUAAAUUUGCGAAAUUCUAAGUUAUAGCGCAUGGUUAAAAUUUGUAUUAUUCUAUCCCCAUAAUUUUGAACGGUAAAAAUUGUCAAUAGGGCCUAUUUUUAACAAUACCCUUUUGGCCACAAAAAUUUUCCAGCUUUCGCAAAUGUAUCGUUUUAUAAGGUAGAAAGGGUCAUAAAAACUAUUCGUGUUCUUCAAAGACUGCCAAAUCGUUGUAGUUUGACGUACGUAUACGAGUCAACGAAAUUUGUGUAAAAUUUCGCUUUACCGGAAGUGGAUUUUGAGCUCCGAACGGGCAAAAUGAGUUUUCUGAAUUUUAACAAAAGAACACGCAACACGUUAGUUAGGAAAACUAACUACAGUAUGUUUCAUUACUCGUUAAGGGUUAUCGACGAGCCAAAAAUGGGUCGAUAUUUACGGAAAGCCGCUCUUAUAGUCACAGUAAAUCGCUAAAGUAGGAAGUCUUCAUGACAUUUUCAUGUGAGAUUUUUCAAUAAUUAAAAAUGAUAUAGAAAUAAGGCUCGCCUUUUUAAAGCAUUUUAAUAGAGGACAUUUUAAAAUUACUUAAAGACAGUUUUUCCUACCCGUCCGUAAAUUUCAAGUCGUAAAUUCGCUACUGUUUGACGUACCUGAAGCCUGAAAAGGUACCACAGUGUAAUCCACUUUGUUUUAAAUAAAAUGGUCAAAGGUCGUCAGAGUCUUCAAAAGUGGGUAUUUUAUUUCCUUUUAAGUUGCCUUACUUCAUUUUUCCGCUCUCCGGAGUUAAAUUACGUGCAUCGACUUUCCACUUUAGCUGGAGAGCUAGCGGACACCCUUCUUUCCUCAUUGACAAGCGCGGCGAGCGAAAAAGUGAAAUAAUGCGAAGUAAUGGCAAAAAGGAGGAGAGAUUGGGCAGAGAGAGGAAAACUGACUUAUUAUUGCUGCCCCCACGGGGAAGCUACCUAUUUUUGUCUUGAAGGCGUCUGAAAACUCGAUUUGUCGGGAAGUUUGCUUAGCUGUUUGUCAGCACCCUAUGCAGCGAAGUGAAAUGGCAGCCAAAAUUUUUUCCGAGAAUUUGUGACUGCUAAGAAAGUGAAAGUCUGUGAUUCUCCCUGAGCACGCUUUAAAAGGAAAUGGCGAUAAACUUGUUAUAGAGUUUCUUAGCACUCUUGAAUUUGCGACCUCUUGGUUAGACAUUCGUCAGGAUUCGUGAGUGUUAUGUAUGAGGAAGAAGUCGAAAAAAGGGACGCGGACGCGAGUGCGAGGGACAGUUUAAAUUUUCUGCAAUACAGCCGGUAAUAUAAGAUUCUCAUUUGCUUGUCAUGUCAGUUGUAAAGUUAAGUAUGUUGGGAACGUAGCGACAGUUAAAGUGAGGAUUCGAGGGGACGACAAUGUUCUUUCAUGUGUUUCGCAGCACUGUCGUUUCAUGAGCCCAACCAGUUAUCAGCUGUCAGGGAUCGCUGUGGUUCACGAACACAAUCUAUGAAUUCUUGUCAAGUGGAAAUAAUUUCUUUCAAAGCGCCCAAGACAAUCAACUCAGCAGAAUCGUCUUUUUUGGCAGAUAACCUUCCUAUUGUAGUUCAUUACUUUUUCUAACGAGGGGAAUGAAGCAGCGAGGUGAACAAACUGAAUUACAAUUGAGGCCAUAAUUUGCCUUGGCAACGAGGCUAAUGGAACAAGCGAAUUACUUACCGAGGUGAGCAAACUGAAUUAAGGUUUUCCUGUUCAUUAAAAAUACUUUUUUGUAUUGAUCUCAUGAAGUAAAAUAAUGAAUACAACAGAAACAGAUGUGUACACUAAAUCGAAGCUGAUUUAAAACCUUUUUUCAAUAUUUCACUGUACGUAAGUCUUUAUUGUGUUUCUGUCAAUAACAAUCCAACCUGAUUUUUCAGUAUGCAUUUUUAUCUACAACCUUUCAUUAUACAUACGGAUAAAAUAACAUUGAGACUGAUGUAUUGAUGCAUGUUCAUUAUUGAUUAAAAUCUUUUGGCAUUCAUUCAUUCUGAUGCAUGGAUAUGGAUACAUUUGGAAGAAGCCUACAAUCUAUAUUCUUCAAUCAGUGAAUUUUCCUGUCCAAAUAAACAAGCCGUCAGAGAUAAAUUGCUUGAUCCUCAUCACGGUUUGCCUGUCUACAAAGAGUCGUCAGCGCGACUUUUUUGUUUAGUAAUGAAGGAAAAGUGUUUUUUGGUUUCAAUUAUGAUAUGUUUUAACAACUACAACAUAUAAUGUCAAUCCUGUGUCUUAAAACGUCGACCCCCCCCUCACACUUUGUACAUUUUCAAAACUGACCCCCAAAAUUAACCCUUUUCAAAAAUUGUACCCCCCCCGGGACGUAAUAAACGAUCGGUCCCCUAGUUUUAUCUCAUUUUUGUCUUUGCUCGGGCUUCAGCCCUCGUUCCUAGCGGCUUCGCUGUUCGCCCCUCACGCGUGCUCUCGAUCUCCGUGACUCAAAAGAAGAAUAAGAGACUGCUCGCAGUCCCCGGGGUCGCAGUCUGCAGGCCAGCAAGACUCCUAUAACACCAAAAACACUAGUUCGAUCAUCUGCUCUCACAAGGCGCCAAGCUUUCUAGUUUCUAUUCCUUUACAAAUCUAGCAAACAAAGGCACGUAAUUUAUUGCUGACUUUUUACAUGAACGCCAUGGUUAGUGUGUUUCGCCCACAGAACGUUUGCCUUGAUGGACUUGAUCAAGGAACCAGAGCAAUCGUGACAGCUUAAACUUGUUGUUGUUGCAUGUUGUAUAGGGUUUUUUGGAAGUGCUCCCCCCAGCCCCUUCCUUCUAUUCUUGCGUUUUCCGCAAUGUUUGUUUUUUAAAAGGAUCAGAGUCGUCAACAUAGGAUAUUUUAUUUCAUUUUACUACAUUUUUCUGCUCUCCAGAGUUAAAUUUCGUACAGAUUAAAUGCAGUUUCCCACCCACCAGGCCAGCAAGACUCCGGUAACACCAAGGGGCCAAGCUCCCGGGGCCAACCUAUCCAGUUUCAAACAAGUUUCGUCGUAUGUCUGUAAAAAUCUAGCUAACGGUAUUUCAUGACAAAAGUAAUUUAUUGCUGACUUUUUACAUGAACGCCAUUGUUAGAGUCUUUCUCCAGCGGAACUUUUCCUUGAACAUGCAACCAGACUGAAUCGUGACAGCUUAAAACUUUUCCUGCUGUGUGGUGAGAUCAAAAGUGCUGUCAUUUAUUUUGUUACAUGAUAGUGCUUCUUGUUACUUAUAAAUAAUUUGGCAAUCCUAAUCUUCAAGUCUUAACAGCCAGGUUGUCUCACAGUCGGCCAGAACUCGAUCCUGCCGUUAAGCGAGCGUCAAAGGUUAACUAUGGUAGCAAAUUUUGUUUUUGCCUGCCUCCUGAUCCUUCGCAUAUCAUCUAUUGGUGAGUAAGGGUUAAUAGCAGGAUAAUAAUUUCUGUCUGACCGAGGAUUUGAGCCAUUUUAUAAGGAAAGAAAGCUUUACAGGAAAACAACACACAAAAAAAGACGACAGAAGGGCGUCGUUCGCCUUUGACCCCACUGACGCAAACUUUUGAUAUUCUAGCCGGAAUCGAAUCAAACUUAACAAGUCCAACAAGAGGGAACUAAUGUAUUAGUUUAAUAUUUUAGAGUUACAAAAAAGCGUACCAAAAAACUCGUUGCGAGAUCUAGUUUAAUAGAUGUCUUAAGCAUAACAGGAAUCAUAAGUCCCGGGGGGUGGAGGUACGCCCCAAUAAAAGUGACGGGGGUGCUCGUCGUACCUGUUAGGGGUAAAUUGUGGAUUGGUACCGCUUAGGGUGCUAAACUGGCCUAAAAUGACUGUUGACGCUUUAUUAGGAGAAAUAUUUCUGACAGUACUUUCAAAAAGUCCUUGAGAAGAAAGUGUUCGAAAGUUAUCAUUAUUACUAUUAAAAUUUGCAGUGCCAGUUAUUAUAAUUUGUUGUUGUUGAAUUGGUACCUCUUCGGGGUGGAAAUGAAUUUGGGAGACUCCCAUAAAACAAGAUUCUGGUACCUUUUAGAAGUAUUCUCGAAAUUUUCCGACGAGCACCCUCGUCAUUUUUAUAAGGGGAGUACCCCCCCUCCCCCCGGGUCAUACGUUACUACUGCGCCUUAAGUCUGCUUUUUUUGCUACCUUUUUCACAUAAGCUGUCGACAAAGAGUCUCAGUCCGUCGGUUGCCAUGUCCAAGUCAUUGUUAGAGUCAGUUGCGAGUCUACGCAAUGAAUAUAGCUGCAUUUUUGCAAUCGAAGGAAAGAUUAACCCGGAGAAAAACAAAACGAUGUUACGUUACAAAGUGAAAAUAUAGAUAGGUUUAAGAGCGCGUGUUGUUGCAGUUGGAUCCUGACCAACUUAAAUUAGAAAGGUAAAUAAAGAAGAUAAGGGGUGAAGGGGUGGGGUGGGUAGGGGAGUUAUCGUACUUCUUGUUUGGAGUACAUUGUAGAUUGUCGUGUUUCUAGAACCCCGGGGGAGGUACUCCCUUAUAUAUAUAGCUGGACAGAGAACGUUACGAACGUUGCGAACUUUUAGUUUUGUCUUCAUUUUCGAUUCAUUUUUCUUUUAGCCCCUGACGAAGGUUUGUUUUCUAACCGAAAUAUUGGGCUCAUUUGUUUAAUAUAUUUUUUGGGUUGUUUUAUUCGUUUGUUUACUUCUUCAUCGCCUUGCCGUGAGGAUCAGUUUGCCGUUUUAUAUUUUCUACAAACUGUACUAAUCCAGGUUUACAACUAAGAGAUCCAGCAUCACUCAACGGUUUGAAUUGUCGCUGUGGACUAGUUUAUAUUAUGAUUUUUUAUCUUCGCGCCAGUCUGUUCUAAACAGAGUGUAUCAUUUACCUGGAAUUUCGUGCGAGUCUGUCUUCAUUACUAUUGUUUUCCAACCAAGAGAUUCUUUCUUGUUUGCAACUGUACGGUUCUUGGCACACUCCGCGUGCUAGUCUGACGUCACACAGAAACACGCAAGAGGGUCGGGUCGCUUGUGCAAACGAGCAGGGGACACCACAGUCAUUAGAACGAGGGAGGUCGGAGGGAAGAUAAAAAGCUAGCAAAUAGUUCUAUAUAUCGCUAAUUUUAUCAUAAGUGUCUAGCUUUGUUGUUGCUUUUAUCUGGUUGUGUUAACCGUCAAUUCCUUCAUAAGGUAUUCCGUUUGUUUCUCCAAACCCCGCUCCAAACCUGACCCUAUUCCAGAUUGAAACAUUCCAUUUUUCCAUACCCGUAUUCGGUCCUGGCUAAUAAAAGUUGUAGUCGGUAUCAUACUACUUAUAGUAAACAAAUUUUUAAUAAGUAGUAUUUGAAAAAGAAAGUUCUUAUUCAUUUGGAGAUGAAGAGUCCAUACCUGAUUUCAGAUCAAAACGGCUCAAAAUCCCUAACCUUUGGGGUGGCACAUACCCCGGCAUAUAGCCAUUUCAGGCGUGUACCACCCCUCCUCGUGCGCCAGGCAUAUGUUCGGCCGCCCUGGGCUUUCUUCUUAUUUUUCAAAAAUCUUGGAAGUUAAAUGUUUUCAAAUCCUGCUUGACGAUGAUAUCUCAUAUUUGUUUACGCAGCUUCGUCUCUCAAGUGUCAAGCUUGUGGCCCUGGUGACGUUCCUUGUGAUGGUUCCAAUGUAAGGAGCAUCCAGUGUGAUGAUUUUGCAGAUCGCUGUAUGACAACCAAGGUGACCACGAAUAUUCCAAAUCUUGGACCAUACACCUCUGUGAUGAAAAACUGUUCGCAUUCUACGGUGAUCUGUAAAGAGAGUGGCGAUGGUUAUCGUAAGUAUAGCUAGCAGCUGUCAUAUUAAUUUUUCCCGGAUUAUAUAAAUGUCACGUUCGUUCUGACAUCACAGGAUUAUAUAAAUGUCACGUUGUUCUGACCUUACAGAUGUCCCUUGGUAUGAAAUUAAUUACUUUAAGCCAUUUGCGCGCUCUCAUCCGUGCAUCAAAAUCCGCAAAUUUUGAGAAAACCGAACAAUGAAUACCGUGAAUAACACUAAAAUUGACUAAACGUUGCCUAGCUUGAACAUGAAAGCGAUAGCUCGCGAAAGAGAUUCAUCUUUUAAUCAUAGGUGUGGCUAGAUUCACCCAUGAAAUCGCAAUUAAACAAACUCAUUUUGUGCUGUAAAACAGUGGAGAGGAGAAUUUAGCGAACAUGGAACAACACACUUGUGACCUUAUUACACGUGCGUGAAACAUUUUGAUAAAAGUCCAGGGAAAUGAGGGGGGUACUCCCUAAAAUGGCCUAUACUUGGAGGCUCCCCCGGAAAAGGGCACCAUUUUUAGGCCUGAGGUAAAUGUAAGGGUAAAGAUUUCGUCUGUGGAGGUAUAUGAAAGGAUAGGAAAAUCUGUCAUUUCACUCUUUGAAAAAACCCAGAAGGGCUAACAGAUGCAUUUUAUAAUUGUGAAAAAGUCGGAAACAGGUUUUGGUUUUGACGUUAUUCAUAUUUUAAAAGACAGUGCAUUUACAGCAGUUUAAGGGGGUACAAGGUUUUAAACUAGGUAUGUGAAAAGGGGUGCCAUUUGUCAAUAGAAGGUUCACGAAUGGGGUAGCUUUUCUGUCAAAUAUGGUAUAUAAAAGUAUGAGGGGUGGGACCUCAGGACCUAAGGACGGGGCCUCCCCUUAUGAAACUUUUGUUGAGUACCCCUACCCCCCUCCCCCUCCCGGAGCGAUAAAGGCUGCACGCAUAAUUUUCUUGGCGGUUGUGGGAGCAAUAGGGAUUGAUAGGACGAUGAUUUUGAUUUUAGCUACAGUCGUCUUUGUUAGGGGUAAAAAUUGCUCUUUUUGGUCUCACUUAGCGAGUUCAAGACGGAAAGCUGAUAUUUUUUGUACAAACAACCAAACGCCGUCAAACUGUUUUGAAUACAGUUUGAUUUCUAACAACCCUAACGCAAAUUUGAUUACUUUUAAAGUUCUUAAUUUGUUCCGAGAGAUGGUUUCCUGCUUUGUUAUAGUCAUUUUUAGGCGCCAAUUGAAAUCUGAACCGCGCCCAUACUUAAUGUUAAUUCGAAUUUUCCGUCGAGCUUUUUCAAUCCUUCCAUAGGAUAAUCAACCCCCCCCCCCCCCCCGGGGGGGGUUACGGCCUCUUGCCUUGUUUCAUUUCGAUCAACACUCAAAUUAUUGUGUUACUUUGCAGCUUGCCGAAAGAGUCUUUUGCCAGAUGGGGCUAACUGUACUGUCACAUGUUGUAAGGGCGACAUGUGUAAUCAGCUAUCCUCUGAACAGGCCCCAACAAAGCCGUCAACAGCUGAACCAGUAACUAAAGGUACCGUUAUUUUAGAACUCAAUUAAUUGGUCAUUAGAGGCCUUUACAUUCUAAGUUUAGGGCGACUACAAGGACGAAGUUUUCUCAAUAGCAAGUAGUGCGCCCCCGUGAACCAGCCUCAUUAUGGCGGGGUUGUCCUCGUGCAAACGUUUUUGGAGUGUCCCUUGGUUCAAAUCCUGACACUAUUUCGGAGUUAGACAUGUUUCUUUUUCAUAUACCCAUUUUGAGACCUGCGCUAAAAAAAACCAAACCAUCUUGUUUACAACAACAAUAAUUUAUUUAUUUAUUAACAAAAGAUAACGUUUUACAAUAUUGGAUACCCAGCAAAUAGCUAUUAAACUAAUCUAGGCGGGACAAGACAAGACAAAGGCGAUAUUUUACACAUAUCACAAAUAGAAAAGAAAUCUAAUAACAAGAAAAACGAAACACUGGAAGCUUUCGCUAUUUAAAAGUUACACGUAAAUUUGAAGACGUUAGUACAGUGAUUUGUUUUUUGAUUUAGAUUUAAAUUACAACCAGAGGUAUAUACAACAAAUUAGCAGGUUAACUUGAUGAAAUAUCCUGGUAACAUUCAUGUAACUAUCUUCUUACCACUCGGUUUGCCAACCCAUUGCUUUUCGAAGUAUAUUCAUUCAAUAAUAUUUGACACUGAAAAUUAUUAUUCAUUUGGAGCUAAAAAAAAAUUACCCGAUUCCAGAUAAAAAACAGCUCCAACCCUUACCCUUGGGGUGGAACAUCACCUACAUAGCUCUUUGAGGGUGUAGCACCAACCCUACCCCCGCAUCUGGUCAGUGAUCUUAGUGCAACUUUUAACCAUUUAAAAUUGGUUAGGGCCUUAUUGUUAUCCUGAAAAUUUUAGAAGCUAUUACUGUAACUAUACCCUAAAGCAAUUGCAUUUGACGAUGUGGUAUAUUUUUUAACACAGAUUCCUCUCUCAAGUGCCAAGCUUGUGGCCCUGGUGACGUUCCUUGUGAUGGGUCUAAUGCAAGAAGCAUCGAAUGUGAUACAUACGCAGACCGGUGUAUGACAGUCACGAUGACCAUGAAUAUUCCAAAUCUUGGACCAUACACCACUGUGGUGAAAAACUGUUCGUAUUCUACGAUGAUUUGUAAAGAGAGUGGCGUUGCGUAUCGUAAGUUUAGCAGCUGACACAUUUUGGGACGUUUGUUAAAUUUAGCCUGCGUGGCAGGCGCAAAAAGGGAAGGGGGCGAGGGAAAAGGAAAGGGGGAGGGGAAAAGGGAAGGGGGAGGGGAAAAGGAAAAAAGGGAGGGGAGGGAAAAAAGGGGGGGAAAAAGGGAGGGGGGGGAAAGGGGAGGGGAAAGGGGAAAAGGGAAGGGAAGGGGGGAGGGGGGGGAAAGGGAAGGGGGAGGGGUAAGGGAAAUGGAAAGGGAGCCCCUACUAUAAGAGCCCGUGUUUUUUAUUCCGCCCACCAAUCAACUGUCAAUACGUGGCCAGCAUGGUCCAAACUUUAUUACUUUGUUUACAGGAAAUUGUGAAGUCGAGACGCUUUUUUCAAAUGAAGUCAUAAUCGUGCAAAAUAAAACUUUUCAGGUACUGUUCUUACUCAGCAAACACGACCGGCAAUGAUCAGUUUCCUGUCAAUACAGAACAAAACUUUGGUCUUGCCUCAUCAAACGCAAUGGCCGUAAAGUAGAGAAAAGUCGACAGCCUGAAACUCGAAUACUUUAUGAAAGGAGAAUUAUAUAUACAUUUGUCAGAAAGCUCAACGGAUAUUUAUUGGUGAAGCUUUAGAUCCUUCUACAAAUUAUUUCGAAGUUCGUUCAACGCGGUAUAUGAUUUGCGGAAAAGUCGUGUCUCCAGCUUCCAAAAUUCUUCUCAUAAUUGUGAGCUCUUGCCUGUGAAUAUCGGCGUUGCAGACUACAAGAAUCGCCGAGCAUCCGCUGCCUGCUAAACAAGCUAUUACAGUUGGUUCUUCUAGUUCGGGUUUCAAGGUGACGUUCCUACGUGAUUGGAGUAAUUUUGAUCCUCUAAUGCUUAAUUUCCUUUGAUGCUGCAUCAACAAGGCGAUUGUUUUUUGCUAAUGCACUUCAAUAAGUUACUCAUUACGGCUAAGCCAAUUAGGAAGUUGCAGACGCCAGCGUCCGCAGAAAUGAAGAAAGAGGGUUCUUUUUGCAGGCGUCCCUUACCCUCUCUCCCAAUCCCCCUCCCUUUUUCCCCUCCUCCCAAUCCCCUACCACUUUCAUCGCCUGCUCGCAGGUUAUUUCAAUUUAAAACUGUUUUCUUGAUUUUAAUGUCGUAAUCAUAAUGCUCAGAACUUACAGACGUCACAUGGUAUGUCGGCCAGAGUGGUUUAGACCUGAGCAUCAGAGCAAUCCUUGGCUCCUUAAGCUGAACUUAUGUUUUGUGAACUAGUUCAGGUGGCUCUCUUGCCAAAAUAAGUUGAGCGUUAAACUAUUAUGACCUAUUGAUACCCAAUUUCCCGCGAUCAUGCGCCAGUUAUAGGCCAGACGGGAAGAGGGAGGGGGCGAACUCCCAUAUAGAAGUGUCGUGCUCGUCGUCUUUCUUAGGCCUGCACCAAACGUCGAACUUCGCAUGAGACAAACCAAACUCUAAUUUGGGUCGACCUAAAUUAAGUUAAGGUCGUCUGUUGGGUCAGAAGUCGAACGAAGACGUGUCAACCCAAUCAACUGAAUCAACCCAAAAAGCAAUUUUAAUAAAUUUUGUCCCGAACGAGGCUAAAUAUACAUUAUCACACAAAUUUUUAAUUCAUUAGUUUAGUUCGUGGCAAGUGAAGGUAGACGUUAGGCCCAGAGACGAUCCUUCAGACGUUCCCGGGGCGGAUCUAGAGGGAGGGUGCAGGGAGUGCGCACCCUCCCCUGAGAUGGCCUGCGGUUUUCUAAUACAAUUGGUAUUCUGCAAAAAAAAAAAAAACUAUGUGGUUUAUUGGUGUUGAAGUAUAGCAAGAGACGAGUGCACCCCCUCCUAAAAAAAAUCCUGGAUCCGCCCCUGCGUUCUAUCCGACUGAAGCGACGGAUAGAACGUGUUGGACGAUCCAAACUCAUUCAGAAGACCUUCAAUGCGCCAGACGUCGAACUUUUCAUGAACUUAACUCUCUAAGGGCGCUUUCCAUUGAACCAAAAAGUCUGGUUUGAAUUUCGGCAACUUCCAGUAGCGAGUGGAGCAGCAUUUUCCAAAAUGUCCAAAAAGAGGACAACCUCGCGAGGUAUACCCAAAUUUUCGGAAACUUUUACCCGAAGUUUUCUUUCCAUUCAACUUUGCUCCCGGAAUUUCUAGAAUUUACGGUUGAAUGGUUCGCAUUUCUGAAAUUCAACAGUUUUUAUUGUACCAUUUGCCGCUAUUUCCAAUUUUUCAAAGGUUUUGGUUGACUGGUGGAAGCGCCCUAAGUGAAAAGUUUGACGUUUGGCCAAGGCCCUAGAGGUAAAAUUAGGGUGUUCAGCCGCGAUGAAAAGCUAAGAUUUUAACUCAUGCAGCUACCGCUUAUUGUAGCUUCAAAAGAAUAUACAUGUAUGCAAUGAAAACCAAAUCAGUCAUUUGGUUUUCAUUGCAUACAUGUAUGUACGUAAGACUGUUUUGAAGACAGCAUGGAAUGUUUACAUCCCUAACGCAAUUUUAAAUACUAAAGGUCUCAGUUUGUUCCGGGAAUUGUUUUCCUGCCGUUUCAAAGUCUCUUUAUUGGAGUAGACUGCUUGCAGCCCGCCUUUUCUCUUAAAAUCCGUUGAGUUCUUCUCGAUUGGGUUUCGCGUGCAGUAACUUUCCGGAGAAAGCCAAAUAAAGCCUAAACCAUCCACGGUCACAUUGAUGCCGUUUAGAGAUUUAAUUCGAAUUUUCCCACGAACUUCCCCGUGCCUUCCAUAGACGAAUCUCCCCGACGGGGGGAGGGGGGAAGGGGGGAUGAUGGCAGUUCCAUGAUCUUGUUUCUUCAUUAUUAACUUUCUUCUCGUUUGUGAUGAGCAAGUGAUGUUCAAGACACCUAAAUUGUUGUCUUUCUUUGCAGCUUGCCAGAAGAACGUUUUGCCACAGGGGGCUAACUGUACUGUCACAUGUUGUAAGGGUGACAUGUGUAAUCAGCAAUCUUCUGAAGACGCUACAGUUUCACCCACUCCAAAAGGCACAGAGUCGACGACCACUGAGCCAGUAACUAAAGGUAUCUUUGUUACAGAAAUCAAGUUAUUAGAAACCUUUAGGUUCUAAUUUAAAGGACGGCUAAGCGGACGAGAUUGUCUCAAUAGAGAGAUUAAGAUUCACGUUUACGACAAACUGCAAACGUGAAUUUGUACCACGUGAUCAAGUUUUUCCCUCAAUUGUAGUUUACUGUUUAAUACCUCUACACAAAAAUGAGUAGUUUCGCGCCUGUUUUAUCCAUAAGAAUGGUUCUGGGCACUUUUUACCUGCUUCUUUUCUAUUCUGAUAAUUUCUCAAUUUGAAUCUGACGUUUGCCGUUUGUCGUGAACGUGACUCCUAAUCUCUCUAAUCAUAAGUAAGUAGUGUGCGUGCAUGAACGAGCAGGUGAACUGGCGGGAAACGUGAUAGCCGUCGUCAUUCUAAUAGAGAAGAGAUGGAUCAAAACGUCGAAUUUUUCACGGAUAUACUAUCUCAAUUUCUUAAAUUUGGCAUGUUAACCCUCGGACGUACAAGGAGAGGGGGGGGAGGUUAGGGUUACGGUUAGGGUUGGGGCCAUCCCUCCUCCCCCAUAAGGUUUUUCUACCUGGCGUUUUCAGUAGCUGUUCAUUUAUCCCUCGCGCACAUUGCUAUGGUUACGAGCCAUGACGUCAUAAGUAGCUAGAGGUCAAGCCAAUUUUGGGUGAAAAGAUAUGUUUUUUAAACUUCUUUAAACAAUGAAAGUAAAUCUUGUGGCUAAAAUCAUGCAAAGUGCUUAUUUAUGUGUUAUUUUUUAUGCAAACACCAAAAAUGACCACUUCUCAAGGUUUUAACUUGAUUUCUACUUCUUGGUAAAAUCCAAGAUGGCGACCAUUGUUGGUGCAGCUGCGCCACCACCCCUAAAAUAUACUUCAUCUUGUUAAGAAGAUCAAAAGCUUUCCAACUAAAGGUAAAAUAACAUAACAUGUCAAAAACUCUGGAAAGGGGUUCCAUCCAUCCCCUCCCCACCCCUUGUACCACGGUGGGGGUUUGAAUUUGCCUGUACGUCCUAGGGUUAAGACCCCUAUUGUCAUAGAAAACCAGUGUUUGCUACUUUUUUGCCGAUGAAACGUCCAAAGAUGUAAUGAAUUUUAAAGAUUCCUUUCUAUCAUCGAGCAAAUCUUCCGAGCAUUCAUUUCGACCUGUUAUACUUAAAGGGCGGUACACAGCGAGGUUUCAUGAAAGGAUAUACUAGACUUAAAGUUGCGUAUUUUCAACUCUUCAGAGCAAAUGGAUCCCCAUAUCAAUCCCUUCUAUUUAUGUCUAUAUUUCUACGUUUUAACAACCAUAUUGAAUUUCUCGUGCAAAGUCUUACAAUUUUUCGUAAUAUGUAAAUCCGUAUCGAAACUCGCGUAAUUUAUGCACCGAGCUUGGGCCUCCUGUGGGCUGUUUGAAGCAGAUUUGAUGUUUUAAGCACCUUUUUUGCAGGAAAAUGUGGAUGUAGUCGUUUCUGCAACAAGUACCCCAAACAAAAUUUAACAAUUAACUACAAUACAAUUGUAGUUUUUCCAAACAAUUUUCAAAAAUGCCUGCAGGCAUAACACAACACGAUGACAACAGCAAAACAACCACCGCAACAAUUUACCUCGAAAGAUUAAGCAGCAAGUAACAAUUUGUAAUCAAUUCAAAACUACACUACAAUCAAUUUUUCAAAAAGCCAAUUAAACAGCGCAAUAGCCCACAAGUAACCACACAAGAAACCAAGGUUCUUAGAAAUACGUUAUCGCAAAAACCUCACGAGGCUGUUAAGGGUCAGAAGUAAGAAUAAAGGAAAACAAGCGAAAGACAAAAACAGGAUUAAAACUGAAAUAAAAAUGAACAGAAAAAAAAAUUACAAUAUCGAAAAAGAACAAAGCUGGGUUUAUCUGCACGUGCAGGCGACUCCGAUACCAAUGUGCCACGGAGCCACUUAUUUUUUGGUGAAGUAAAUUUGUUAUAUCAGAAGCAUAGAACCCCGAAUUAAAACCAAUAACUUUGUCGCAAUGCUGGGGGUCUCUAGAUUGUCGCGCGAGUGCUCCAUAGGAAAACCUUGUAUCACGAUGUAAAUGAUGCGCUGCAGAAAGCAUUUACUGUUUUACGAGGUAAUAUAUGACGAAAAACGGAAUACAGUAUUAAACCCCGAAUAACAAGGACUGAGUUAGUUCCUCCUAACAAGACAAAGUCGACUACCAAUGACAUGCAUGCACCGUAAGGGAAGCGAUUUCUUAAAGUUGUUACUUCAAAAACGGUCUUUGCGUGACCAUUAGCUUAAAUAACCUUUAAAAAAUCACUUAGUUACUAUCUAUCUAGAAUAGCUAGUAACACAUAUUUUCAAAUUAAAUUCACAAGUUUCUGAACUCGAAAGUGAAAGUUGCAUAAAAUUCGCUGACAUCUUCCCAGACGUGAUGCGUGUAAUAAGAAGCUAGAAUGAAACGCAAGUUAGUAAGACUUAGAUGCCGGCGAUCAUGUUUUCAACUAAGGUCAUCCCCAUAAAAUGUGUCGUUUCCCAUAGCCAUCCCUCUCGCGAAGGUGGGUCGGUCGGUUGGCCAAAAAAAGAAUGGACACAUUAUUGCAUAUUAAAUGUCACGUUUAGUCUGCAAGAUAUAAUCAGAUGGUAAAAGAUGUAUAUUAACAGGACUAUUAAAUGUCUAAAAAGGCUACAAAAACGAAGUAUCGAUGAUAAUUUAAGACAAUUGGUGUCAAUAAGACAAGAUCGUGUGCUUGUAAAUUAAAGUACUUGCUUUUUUACAAGUGAUUCUGGAAUUUUUUUUUUUUUUUUUUUUUUUACUUCUCCAAAAAAAUGGGUCGGUCGGGCGAUGGGAAACGAAACAUUUUAUGGGGAUGGCCUAAUCAGAUGAAUGAACAAACAGAAAACAAUAAAGAGACAAAUUGUUUCUUGAAAAUGUUUAUUCGAAAAUCCAAAAGUUUACCGUUAAAGGGAAUUCACAUAACACUGACUAGAUCGUGCCGGAUCCGUUCGCACAAGUAAAAUCGGCUGAGCACAUGGCAAACAUUAUAACGCUAAAAUUAUCUGUCUCAGAUCGGGCGCAUUUUCCAAUUCUUCUUGAAAACUCUAUCAAAAAUAUAUAAAACGACCGUCUAUGAAAUGACAAUAACGUACUUUCUUUGGGCAUAAUGUGUAAAAUGUAAGUUUACUUAAAAAUUCUUUAAAAAGGUUGCUGACUUGGUCGCACUUCAGAAAAGGACUAUUGCGCUCCGUCGUGAAAGAAACCAGGUCGAAGUCUCAAAGGAAAAUUUCGCAGCUUAAAACUUUUCUUUGUCCCCAAAAAGAAAACAAACUGUUACUUGCCACACGUCUACUCAAAACUGCCAUACAUGUGUUCGCGUACUGUUCUGAAUGAAUUUAGAAAUCUACAGUCACAAAAAAGCCGACUUCGUCCGCGCCUUGCACAACGCUUCUGCAAAGCUUGCCAAAUCAUUUUGUUUGUAGUCGCCAUGCUGGUUUUGCUGAAUGAGAACAGAAGUUGCAGAUAACUGGUUUGCCGUGGUGGAUAGGUUUACAGGUUUAUAGGCCUGAGGAUGAUCUUUGUCGGUCAAACAGGCUGCAGAUGCAAUUAGCUGAUUUCGGCGAGAGGCUUUGCGAUAUCGUGAAGAAUUCGUCGCUGGUCUAUGUUUUCAAGCCAUACCGCUUAUAACUUUGUGGCUCUUUAUGUUUUCGCAGGGUUGCAUUUUAUAGCAGCAUAACUACUUUGUCUUUUAUGUCACGAAACGAUUUCUUUCGGUCGUAGACAUACAUGUAGUAAACGUUGCAAGCUCAACGUUUUUAGCCUUGAAUUUUCUGAUUCCAUAUUUAGGCAAAAUAAUUUUCCGUGCUUCUGAUUGGAAGACUGCGUCGGCUAAAAAAAACCCCAGCAUUGUUCUACACACAUAAAGGGAAGUUAGACGCUUCGGAAGGGGGGGGGGUAUAUGCCUCUGGUUACAUCUAAAGCAUUUUUUCUCGGCUAUAUAGACGCUGUUUGAAGCUGGUGGAGAUGUAUUUGAGGAAAAUUAGAUUAAGCGAGUAUUUCAAAGCCAUUUUGCAUUAUUUCUGGUUUAAACAAUAGAUGGUUCAAACACUGAAUCAGAGGAAACCAGUCACACCAAUUGAAUUACGAAAAACAAUAGAUCGAACGUAUUGAUAUGAAGCUCAGUCGAUUUAAAGAAUAAACGGAAUAUAAACGUCUGUGUGAUCUGUGAAUCGAACCGCCUGUUCUAAAGACUAGACGUUGCCUAUUGGCGAUCAAGCAACUCGACCCGCGACACAAAUUAACAAAAUUAUACAAUUACGGACACAAAAUACCAAGACGGUUUUAACAAGUGCAUGAAGGCAACAACAAUCAAAUCAUUGAUCAAAUUAGCUAUGUAUAACAUUAUUUGCUACAAUAGCUUGUUAUCUUUUCCCCGACCUCUCUUGUUCGAAUGAUCGUAUGGUGUCCCUUGCCAAUUUGCACAUGCGACCCGAAGUUCUCGCCCGUUACUAUGUGAGAUCACACUGGCACACGGGAUGUGUCAAGAAACUUGGUUGGAAAACAAUAGAGUCGUCAGUCCCCCCGGCCACUGCAAAAUAUGACAGCGACUAUGUUGAAAGCAAAACAUGUUCCUUUGGACUGGAUAAAUGCAUGAUUCCAGACAUGAAAUACCGGAAUUUUAAACAAAAACGGCUCAAAUCCCCUAUUCUUUGCGUAUACUUAAAUCGCUGUUUCUGGGUUGAUCCAUUCACUCCCCCUUAGCGUUUCUGUUCAGUCGUCCUAGGGCAACUUUAAUCUGUUUCAUAUUUUUUUGCGGAAAUCUCUAGAUGCUAAAAUUGCACACCUUAAAGCAAUUCUAUACUUAAUGAUAUGGUAUAUUUCUUAACACAGCUUCCUCGCUCAAAUGCCAAGCUUGUGGCUUCGGUGACGUUCCUUGUGAUGGGUCUAAUGCAAGAAGCAUCGAGUGUGAUACGUAUGCAGAUCGCUGUAUGACAGCCACGGUGGCCAUUGGACCAUACACCUCGGUGUUGAAAAACUGCUCACAUUCUAAGAUAAAUUGUGAAGAGAGUGGCGUUGGUUAUCGUAAGUAUUGCUGGCAGCUGUCACAUUUUGAGGAUAUUUUGAAUGGAUUUCAAAAACUUCAACCUUUUUUGGGCUGUGUCAACAUUGAAUGCAACAACACCAAAGAUGACUUCUAAUUGUAACCGAAAGGGAACACGAUAUCGAUCGCUUGACGAGCAAGAUGUUUACUCAAGCUUCCAAAAGAAUGCCCAAGUUCAAAACUGGGCCACUUUUUAAUGUAAUUUUUUUAUUAGUAAUAUUUUUAUCAUGCAGGGCACGCACCACCUUCUUUCAAAAUGUUUGGCUGUGGUUGCGAAUCACAAAUUAUGCAAAACACUUCAAACGACCAUCGUCGCAAACAGUGUUAAAUUUUGCUCAAAUGUCGGUCAGACUGGUUUCGCCUUCAGAGCAAAGCAAUGGUUCCUUUAGUUUAAUAUUUCUCCCAACGUAAGGUAACUGAUCUAUGUGGAUUCCACGCUGUGGCGGACUUCUGCAAUCCGGAUUCCUUAUCAGUGGAACUUGGAUCCCCGAGAUUCCAAUCGUUUGCGAGACUCCGGAUUCCUUGGGCUGCAUCCAGCGUCCAAAGCCCAGGAUUCCGGAUUACCUUACAUCGGACAAAAUAGUAAUCUACGUUUUGAGCUGGUCCGGGUCGCCCUCUUCUCAAAUUAAGUUAAGCCAAAAGCUAUUGCGACCUAAUCAUACCCAAUUUCCCGCGGCGCUCUUUGCACCAGUUAAAGGUCUGGUGGGUAGAGGGAGUCGGGGGGGGAGGGGCUUUUAUAUGAAGUGUCUGAAGUGCUCGUCGUCUUUCUGAGAAAUAGUACAGAAAGCGAGUAUUUUUAUCAUAAAGCUUUUGUUUAGGAUAUUUUCAAACGAAUAUAUGCAAGGUAAACCAAAUAGUUUUAAGACUGGUUUGAAAACCACUCUCAAGUUCAACAUCCGUCUCGGCUCAAGCAUGUUAAUUUAUCCUGACCGCCCUUGCAAAAAUGGGAACAUGUGGCCUUAUGAUUGAAAAAAAAUCGUAAAAAACUUGCGUUAGUUUUGAUUGCCACCAAAUUUGGCCUACAGGAAGUAGAAAGUUGAAUCCAAUCACAGGGCCAGUUUCAGUUUCCAGCAGUUGACAUGCUUCACGCAACGAUUUUUUGAAAACUUAGCAAAAUGGAAGGCAAUGCAGUAAAGAAUUUGUGGCAGCUUCGGCCAUCAGGAGAUACUUUUGGCGACAAAUUUCGACCAAAAAUAUACCUCACAAUGAAUUUCAAUAAAUGCAAAAGUCGUGGUAAGAAUAGGUUUAUAACCGUAGCGUUCUCUUCGCCGUGAGUUUAUUCUGCUACGCAUCUUCAUGAACUUCGAUGAAAUGCUUCUUAGUUUUGGUUUAUAUUGACAAAGACCUCCAUGUUUUGAUAAUAAAGAGUUUCAAUUCAUAUUUGUGUGUUUUGAUUAUAGACGAAAACAUGAAGAUAGCAGACUUUUUUCUAAGAGUAAACACUCAGCAGUAAACACUCUUAAUUUGACCAUAACCGGGCACGUUAAAGGGCUCCUUACGUGAUAGAAAAAUUAAAAUUACAGACUUUUUUCCUUGUUGCUAAAUUUUGAACGGUUUUGGUAAAUUUUUACAAAGUUAUGAUCUUUUAAAUAUUUUGUGCAAAUUAUGCUAAGUCAUGCCUUAACAUGCUUGAGCUAAAGUAAUUUUAAAAGAGUUUUAAUUCGAAUUUUCCGACGAUCUCUCAGGUCCCUUCCAUACAAGAGUCUCUCCCCACCCCCCACCCCUCCCCACCUGCCCAACAAAGCCUGUUUCGUCACAUUGUCUCUACAUGACCCAAAUUAUUGUGUUUCUUUGCAGCUUGCCGAAAGAGUGCUCUGCCAGACGGGGCUAAAUGCACGGUCACAUGUUGUAAUGGUGACAUGUGUAAUCAGGAAUCUUCUGAACAGCCGUCCACAGCUGAGCCAGUAACUAAAGGUAUCUUUGUUGUAGAAAUCAGGUCAUUAAAGACCUUCAUAUUCCAAGUUAAAGGACCACAACAAGGACGGGAUUUUCUCAAUAACAAGCAGUGCGCGUGCGUGAACUAGCGUUUGAAAAGGCGGGAAACGUGAUAGCCGUCGUCAAUUUACUACGGUCUUUGAAGAAAAUGUCGUAAAAAAGUCAUCAAACUUGUGAAAUUUUAUUAUUUGUCGAUUUGGAGAAAGGUUUUGCUCGUUGAAUAAAAAGUAACCUUUAAUGAGCCCACUUCUCUGUUGAGGAAAAAGUACGAUGAAACUUUCGUGGUUGUCUAUUUCUGGAUAAUACGAGAGAAAAAUUUUAUAACGAAAAUAAAUCUGGUACUAGUGAAUAGGCAUCCUUGACCUGGAAUCUAAAAAUCUUUCUCAAAGUCCCAUAGAGACGAAUGAUAAUAAUUUGACUAGAGAAAAAAUUGCCUUCUCCUAUGACUAAGCAUAGCCAAGACUGGGAAUUAGCAAGUUUUUUUUGCUUGGUUUUCAAUAAAGUCGGUUGUACUCUUCUCUGUUCCUCCCCUCACAAAACAAUAGUGUUGUAUUACUGUUUUCACAGCUCUACCUUCCCGCCAUGAUCAGUUAUUAAAAACUGCAUUUUUUCCUCACCCUUGCUGGGUGGUGCUUCUGAAAAAGCUCGAACCAGUGUGGAUAAAAGAAAGUCUACAGAAUAAAGCAAGCUGCAAAACAUCUACGUCAUAGUCCAAGAUAGCGAACCAGUCAAAUUGCUCUAAACGCCAAGAUCACCGACCUGCAAGAGUGAAAAAUGAGGCUCUGUUUGGGAACGGAAAGGACUUAUAUUUUCCGUUACCAUAUCCCAGUAGUCUGACAACUGGUUGCGUGAGUACCAUAGAGCACGCCCUCGAUGCAGUCUUCUAUGACUGGUGUAGUUAUAAUAUUAAAUUCCGACCCCGCUCGCCAUAGAACCUCCAGUAGCUCAGUGCUUAAAGCAUCCGAACUAGAACUCAGGGAGUCGUGAGUCUGAUUCUCUUGAGCGAGGAAUUUUUUCUGACCUUCCUGGUUUCAGAAUUCUCAUUCUUCCAAAUUAAUAAAAAAAAUAAUGGCGCACACCCAAAGUUGGAUUUUGUAAUUACGUGGAAGAAGCCAUCUCAAGAUAUAAAAAGAUGACUCGAACAUUUCCCUGUGCGUUGCACCUCUGUGCAAGAGUUGACACUGGAAGCAGUUUUAGUCAGAUUCCCUACUAUAUAUAACUUAUGGAUCAUCUAAGCAAAGUAAAACCCAUCCUACCCAAUUCUCCAGUGUCAAACUUUCCCAAAUGCCCUGAGUAUACCCGGCGGGAAUACCCUGGAAGAGUAUUGUUGAAGUUAAAUUUGACUGGCUCCUUUUUUUUUCAGCGUUUAACAUCAAGUGUCCGGUUUGCACCAAUAUUCCGCACAUGGGAGCACGCAAAUGUGACAGCUACUAUGUUGAAAGCAAAACAUGCCCCAUGGGCCUGGACAAAUGCAUGACAGUGACAGGGCAGGUGAAGGAUGUGGUUGGUGCUGGUGUAAACUUCCCGACAAAAUUUGAAGUAAAAAACUGCUCAAACAGCCUAUUAUGUGAAGGAGGCAGCGAUUUGAACAGUAAGAAAAGGACAACUGUAUAGCUUUAUAAUAGCUACAAUGGAGAUUUAAAGUGUUGAAACCUAAUUCCUGUGAUAAUAGUAAAACUAGCGACCUUCCCCUCCCGCCCUCACCACCCCAAAUAAGGUUGACGUUUGAACAAAGUGGGGGAAAUGAGCCUUUUUUGUUAGUGGGUGGGGGGAACAAGGGGUGAGCCCCAAGAUGAUAAAAAGAAAAUUUGCUUGCAAGGCGCGCCAGUGGACCAGGGUAGUUUUCCCAGGAAAAUAACUUACUGUAGAGCAAUUAAGCUCUCGCGCUAAAUUUCAAUGGCCGCAAAGUCUCUUUUCCAUAUUCAAUAAGGGUUUUCUUCAACCCUUCCGCCUCCGUCUUAAAAGGAGAGUUUACUUCUUAAAUGGACAAUUCCAUUAAACGCUCCAUUCUUGAAUGCUUUAGAGUAAAACAUUGCUAAACAUUGUAAUUUACAGAGUAGAUUCUUAUUUUUUUUUAAAAAAACUUUUUUUUCAGUGUGCAAGAUUCUCAACUCGACAGGCCUCGUUAAAUCUUGCUCAGUGAAGUGUGUUUCACCGACCGUUACACGUCCCUCUCUUGCCGGUGGCCCCAAGAUGAAUUUUACUUCGGUUACACCACAAGUACCAGAAAGUACGUCUAUUUUACAGUCCGUCGAGCUCUGUUUUUAUUCAAAAGUUCGCCUAUAUCUUCCUUGUGAAAAGGGCUAAAAAGUUCUGCCAUUUCGUAUCAUUACCAAAACAACUCAGCCUUGUCCCCAGCUUUUCUCGGUUAACGGUUCAACAAUCUGGCAAUUUUGCUGCACGAUUGACAUCACCAGUAUCUUCUUUUGUAGCUGUAACGGAGAAAUAUUUUGAAUGAAUAAUAAUACUUCUUUUGUCUUUUAGUGGGCGUUUUCAGGCUCAAUCAUCUUCCGGUGUUGUCAGCCCCACGUUCGUGGGGCAGGAACACGUGACGAACCCCUAAGAACGUCUGCGGGGGAGGCUAUGAAAAAUGAGGCUCUGUUUGGGGACGGAAAGGACUAAUGUUCCUUUACCUUAUCCCAAUAGUGUGCCACCUAGUUGCCUGAGUACCAUCAUAGUAAUUAAAGUGGAAUGGUUGGAGAAACCCUUUGUUGUAGGCUGUUUUUGUUAGCUUUUUUGGCCCUGACCGUGCACAACGUUCAAUAGCAUUCCUAUCAUUUUGAAGUUAUUGACCAAUAGAAACAUUGCAUCAAAUUAUUCAGUUAUAAUUUGUAAACAGGAAACAAGGAAUUGUGCACAGUCAGGGAGCUUCCAACAUAGCCUACAGCACCAUUGUUUUCAACAUUGAUGUUUGCCGGGUUUUCUAACCAGUCUCCUCUACUAACUAUGGUACCAUCGAGUAAGUCCUCGAUGCAGUCCUCUGUGACUGGUGUAAUUACAAUUGAAUUCCGACCCCGCUCGCCAUAGAGCCUCCACUAGCUCAGUGGUUAGAGCAUCUGAACUAGAACUCGUAGGUCCGAUUCUCACGUGGAGCUCGGAAUUUUUUUCUGAGCUUCGUGGUAUCAGAAUUCUCUUUCUUCCAAAUUAAUAAUAAAAUUAAUGGCGCACACCCAUCGACCAAAAGAGGUUAAAGAGUCUUCUCAAGAUUAACAAAGGUGACUCGCCGAGAACAUUUCCCUUUGCGUUGCACCUCCGAGCAAGAGUUAACACUUGAAGCAGUUUUACUCAGAUUCCCUACUAUAACCGGCUAAGCAAAGUCAAACUCAUCCUUCCCCAUUGUCAAAUAUUCUCAGAUACCCUGAGUAUACCCGGUGGGAGUACCCUGAAAAAGUAUUGUUAUAGUUUAAAAUUGACUGGCUCCUUUUUUCAGCGUCUAACAUCAAGUGUCCGGUUUGCACCAAUAUUCCGCACAUGGGAGCACGCAAAUGUGACAGUCUCUAUGUUGAAAGCAAAACAUGCCCCAUUGGACUGGAUAGAUGCAUGACCGUGGCGGGGAAGGCGAAGGAUAUGGUUGGUGCUGGUGCAAACUUCCCGACAAAAUUUGAAUUAACAAACUGUUCCAACAGCUUCUUAUGUGAACCAGGCAGUGAUUAUAACAGUAAGAAUAGCAAAACUGUAUAAGCUCUAAAAUAGCUGCAAUGGAGAUCAAAAGUGUUGAAACCUUAUUCCUGUGACAAUAGUAAAACUAGCGGCCCAAAUAAGGUUGACAUUUGAACAAAAUGGGAGGAAAUGAGCCUUUUUUGGCUCGGGGGUGGGGGAAUGAAGGGGUGAGACCCAGAAUGACAAAAAGAAAACUUGCAAGGCGCGCCAGUGGGCGAGGGUGAUUUUCCCAGGAAAAUAACUUACUCUAGAGAAAUUAAAUUCUCUCCGCUAAGUCUUAUGUCCAUAUUCAAUAAGAGUUUUCUUAAACCCUCCCGCCCCCUUCUUAAAAGGAGAGUUUACUUCUUAAAUGGAUAUUUCCCGAACACUCCAUUCUUGAAUGCUGUAGAGUAAAACAUUGCUCAACAUUGUAAUUUACAGGGUGAAUUCUUAUUUUAUCUAAAACCCUUUUUUAUUUCAGUGUGCAAGAUUCUCAACUCGACAGGCCUCAUUAAAUCUUGCUCAGUGAAGUGUGUUUCACCAAUUGGUACACGUCCCUCUAUUGCGGGUGGACCCAAGAUAAAUUUUACAUCGGUUACACCACAAGUACCUGAAAGUACGUUUAUUUUAUAGAAAUUACGAUAUCCCUUUUUUGUCACAUUUAUUUAUUUUUGUGAUUGAUGAUAUUAUUUUAUUUACUAUUUUUUUCGAAACUUAACCCUGGACCCCGAAUAAAGGCCGGCUUCUCAAGAGGAAGCUAGUUGUAAAUAUGACCAUAAAAUAAAUCUUUUUAUCUAGCCGGAGUUUUGAUAACGUUAUCGCCCGAAGUAGCUAUUUUAAAGACAAAGAGCGCAACCAUUGCUUUUUUUUCUUCUCCUCCUUUCCUUCUCCUAGUAGAAGUGGUAGUGGUAGUAGUAGUAGUAUUAGUAGCAGCAGCAGCGGCAGCAGUAGCAGCAGCAGAGCGGCAGCAGUAGCAGCAGCAGUAGUAGUAGUAGUAGUAGUAGCAGUAGUAGCAGUAGUGGUAGCUGUAGAGGUAGUGGUAAUGGUAGUGAUAGUGGUAGUGGUACCCUUUCAGUACGCCUUUAUCAGCCAAUUUAUCAGCCCUGUUAGCAGUCAGCGAACUCAUACAAAAAUGCCCCAAUAACUACGCUAAUAUUUAAUUAUUGAAGCCUGCUUUCUUAUCAUCUGAAGAUUAUAUAAUAUAACUAUAGAGAUCUCGGAGGGUGUUAUCCACCGAGGCCGUACCUCCAUCGCAUCGAUGAGAUAUAGAUGUUAAGUUCCUCUUCGAUAGUGCAUGUUUAUCUGCAAAUUUAGGAGAUAAAGGGUUGUUCAGUUCUGCAAUUAUUCUCCAAAUAGUAGAUCUCUUCCGUCGAGUUAUCUUCUUGCUGUUUAUGCUUUGUUUUUAGCCAAAAGUUCGCCCAUACCAUCCUUGUGAAAAGGGCUAAAAAGUUCUGCCAUUUUGUAUCAUUACCAAAACAACUCAACCUCGUCCUCAGCUUUUCUCGGUUAACGGUUCAACAAUCUGGCAAUUUUGCUGCAUGAUUGACAUCAUGAGUAUCUUCCAAAUUUGGUCAACAGUAGCUGGUUAUGAUAAAUUAUGCGUGUGAUUUUAGCCAAUCAGAACGGAGAAAUAUUUUGAAUGAAUAAUAAUACUUCUUCUUUUGUCUUUUAGUGGGCGUUUUCAGGCUCAAUCAUCUUCCGGUGUUGUCAGCCCCACGUUCGUGGGGCAGGAACACGUGACGAACCCCUAAGAACGUCUGCGGGGGAGGCUAUGAAAAAUGAGGCUCUGUUUGGGGACGGAAAGGACUAAUGUUCCUUUACCUUAUCCCAAUAGUCUGCCACCUAGUUGCCUGAGUACCAUCAUAGUAAUUAAAGUGGAAUGGUUGGGGAAACCCUUUGUUAUAGGUUUUUCUUAGCUUUUUUGGCCCUGACCGUGCACAACGUUCAAUAGCAUUCCUAUCAUUUUGAAGUUAUUGACCAAUAGAAACAUUGCAUUAAAUUAUUCAGUUAUAAUUUGUGAACAGGAAACAAAGGAUUGUGCGCAGUCAGGGAGCUUCCAACAUAACCUACAGCACCAUUGUUUUCAACAUUGAUGUUUGCCGGGUUUCCUAACCAGUCUCCUCUACUAACUAUGGUACCAUCGAGUAAGUCCUCGGUGCAGUCCUCUAUGACUGGUGUAGUUACAAUUGAAUUCCGACCCCGCUCGCCAUAGAGCCUCCAGUAGCUCAGUGGUUAGAGCAUUUGAACUAGAACUGGGAGGGUCGUGAGUCCGAUUCUCACCUGGUAUCAGAAUUCUCUUUCUUCCACAUUAAUAAUAAAAUUAAUGGCGCACACCCAUCGACCAAAAGAGGUUAAAGAGUCUUCUCAAGAUUAACAAAGGUGACUCGCCGAGAACAUUUCCCUUUGCGUUGCACCUCCGUGCAAGAGUUAACACUUGAAGCAGUUUUACUCAGAUUCCCUACUAUAACCGGCUAAGCAAAGUCAAACUCAUCCUGCCCCAUUGUCAAAUAUUCUCAAAUACCCUGAGUAUACCCGGUGGGAGUACCCUGGAAAAGUAUUGUUAAAGUUUAAAAUUGACUGGCCUUUUUUUCAGCGUCUAACAUCAAGUGUCCGGUUUGCACCAAUAUUCCGCACAUGGGAGCACGCAAAUGUGACAGCUACUACGUUGAAAGCAAAACAUGCCCCAUUGGACUGGAUAAAUGCAUGACAGUGGAGGGGCAGAUUAAGGAUGUGGUUGGUGCUGGUGCAAUCUUCCCGACAAAAUUUGAAAUAAAAAACUGUUCCAACAGCCUCUUAUGUGAACCAGGCAGUGAUUAUAACAGUAAGAAUAGCCAAACUGUAUAAGCUUUAAAUUAAAAUAGCUAUAAUGGAGAUCAAAAGUGUUGAAUGAUAUAAAAACAAGGCAACUCCACACCUCCCCUCCCCCCCACCACCACCACCCCAAAUAAGGUUGAAAUGUGAACAAAAUGGGGGGAAAUGAGCCUUUUUUGCUAGGGGGUAGGGGGAUGAAGGGGUAAGCCAUAAGAUGAUAAAAAUAUAACUUAUAAGGUGCGCCAGUGGGCGAGGGUAGUUUUUCCAGGAAAAUAACUUACUGUAGAGAAAUUAAACUCUCACGCUAAAUUUCUAUGGCCGCUAAGUCUUAUGUCCAUAUUCAAUAAAUGUUUUCUUAAACCUUCCCGCCCCCUUUUUAUAAGGAGAGUUUACUUCUUAAAUGGACGAUCCCAUUAAACAUUCCAUCCUUGAAUGUUUUAGAGUAAAACAUUGUUAAACACUGUAAUUUGCAGAGUGAAUUCUUGUUUUUAAAAAGAAACUUUUUUCUUUCAGUCUGCAAGAUUCUCAACUCGACAGGCCUCGUUAAAUCCUGCUCAGUGAAGUGUGUGUCACCGACUGUUACAAGCCCCUCUGGUGUAGGUGGACCCAAGAUAAAUUCUACAUGGAUAUCAGUUGAACCACAAGUACCUGAAAGUAGGUUUAAUUUAUAGAAAUUACGAUAAUCCUUCCUUUUAUUAUCACAUUUAUUUCUUUAUUUAAUUGAUAUUAUUUUAUUUACUAUUUUUUGUUACAAAACUUAACGCUGGGCCGGGCCGAAUAAAGGCUGGCUUUUCAAGAGGAAGCUAAUUGUAAACAUGACGCUCAAAUAAAUCUUUUCUAUAUAUAUAGACAGUCGACUCCCGAUAACUCGAACUUUCAGAGAAACAGAAAAAAAAAUUGAGUUAUCGAGAAUUCGAGGCAAAUAACCAAAAAUAAGGGGGGGAAAUCACCUUAAAUUGUGAUGGUGACUUUAAGCAAGGCGCGCAGCUAACAUUGGAGAUGGGGACCUUGCCACUUCAUUUUAAGGCCGGCAAGAGAUACACUGUUUUUGAAAAAGGAUUUAAACAUUUUAGGGAAGGGAGAGAAGGGCCGGGCCUUCGGAGGGGAGGGUCCAUAGUAAUUUUUUUACAAAUUGGGAAGGGUCAAACCAGUUUUAUUUUCAACCUUUUUGGCAAGGAAAAACUGCUCCAUGUCGCUUCUAUUUUGCCAGUCAAGAUUAAUCUAAAUUAUUUACAGGUGUCGAAAAAUUUAUAUAUCAAAAAAAUAUCUUCUCCCAACUAACAUAAUUGUCUCUCUCGACCCGUGCCCGCUUUCGCCCAUAUUUUGAUGUUUCCGCGCGGGGUCGGGUAUAAAAUCAGUCUCCGAUGAGGAUUCUUGACUUAAGCUACUCGGGCGUGAACCGACAACUCGAUCUACUACAUCACUUUGCGAGUCAGUGUCGACCUCAGAAAGUGAUGAGGUCACUGGUUGCCUCACAUUUGUUAGCGGGGGCUGCCGAGGUUGUUGACGCUCCAUUGAAUUGUACAGCAAGCUGCCAAUGUGCGCUUUGAUCAUUGCGACCUUUUCAGCUUUCUUCCCUUUGAAGGUGAUCUUGUGAUGGGAAAAGUACAAGGAUAGCUCGUCCACCCUCAAGGACGACAGCUUAUCGGAGUUGUACAGUCCAGUCCAGUCAAUGUCAUUGUACUACCGGUUUAGCCGUUCCAUUCGCUCCCUUUCAGUCUCCUCUUUCUUUUUCUCCCUGCGCAUUUUUAUCUGGGCAAGGUGCUAAACAUAUUCUGCCACUAGCUUUUCGGGGACAAUGUAUUUAUCUCAAAACUUUCUAAUAGCCUCACUGUCUCCACUGACUACUUCACUUUCUUCAAACAAUCGUUUAAUCUGUGCUCGAGGCUGGAAGUCGUCUGGCUCACGGCCAUUGGUCGGGUUUGCACUCCAACAUUGCAAAAUUGCGUUUCCCUCUUUCUAUUCCUCGUACAUCCUUGCCCAUUUUCAAGUUUUCACCGUACAAUAACGCGCCACGCAAUUAACUACAUAUACUUUGUGCGCAGAUCAACGCUGUUAUAUGAUGUAAUUAACGUGAUGUGAUUAUACAAGGAUGGACACUAUAUUUAAAAAUCAACUGGAUUGCCAAAAAAGUAAAGAAUACACGGUUUCUUUAAAAAAAAAUUAAAUGAUUUAAUUGCAGCACAGUGUUUUUCUUUUCCUGACAUUUUAGGCACUCGAAAGAGGGUUCGAGUUAGAAAUGUAGAAAUGGUCUGACGGGAAACAAAAAUUACUUCGAGUUAGCUAGGGUUCGAGUCAUCGGGGGUUGACUGUGUAUUUACGCUAAAUAUUGUAGAGUACCAAUGGUAAGAUACACAGCUGUCAAUAAUAAAGAAUAAAAACCUCCUCAUAAAAUAGAGCGUCCAAAAAAAAAAAAAAGAAAAAGGUGGUGGUGGUGGUGGUGGUGGUAGUAGUAGUAGUCUUCCAGUACGCCUUUAUCAGCCGAUUUAUCAGCCCUGUUAGCAGUCAGCGAACUCAUACAAAAAUGAUCCAAUAACUACGCUAAUAUUUAAUUAUUGAAUUCGGUUUUCUUAUCAUCUGAAGAUUAUGUCAUGUAAUUAUGGAGAUCUCGGAGGGUGUUAUCCACCGAGGCCGUACCUCCAUUGAUGUUAAGCUACUCAUCGAUAGUUCAUGUUAAGGGAAGUUUAGGAGAUAAAGGGUUGUUCAGUUCUGCAAAUUUCUCCAAAUAGAAUGUGUGGUUCGUCGAGUUGUCGUCUUGCUGUUUAUCCUCUGUUUUUAGCCAACAGUUCGCCCAUACCUUCCUUGUGAAAAGGGCUAAAAGUUCCGCCAUUCCUAUCACUACCAAAACAACUCAACCUCGUCCCCAGCUUUUCUCGGUUAACAGUUCAACAAUCUGGCAAUUUUUGCUGCACGAUUGACAUCCUCAGUUUCUUCUAAAUUUGGUCAACAGUAGCUGGUUAUGAUGAAUUGUGCGAGUGAUUUUAGCCAAUCAGAAGGGAAAAAUAUUUUGAAUGAAUAAUAAUACUUCUUCUUUUGUCUUUUAGCAGGCGUUUUCAAGCUCAAUCAUCUUCCCGUGUGUUCAGGAACUAAGGGUGACCAAUUUGGUAAGUUCUACGUUCCAUCAAGUGGCAAGUUAGCAUCCCUAAGGUUGGUUCACCUGUACGGUUACGUGUCUUGUCAUCAGCGUUCAUACGGCCGCUGGUCUUACUGGGGAUGUGCUAGCUCAAAAAUAAACAUUGUCGUUACCAACUCGACCAAUCACGUGAUUUUGCCUGCUGAACAGUUUAUUUCUGGUGAGACAAAGUGGUCGAAAAUUCCCGGAUAUACCUCACUUUCCCCUCAGAUUUUGCUAUCGGUUUUCUCCGAUCCUGUUGAGAUAACCGCUGGUGAAGAGUUACGCCUGUGGUAUGGCGAAGAUUUGGCGAAUAAAGACGAAGAUGAUAACGAAGGGAAGGUCUGUGCCGAUGUUUACGGUCUGUUUGUCUGAACUAGGUUGGCGUCGAAUAUCUCAGGGGAAAAUGUAAUUUAGCUACUGCUGGCGGUGAUUUUUUAUUAGAGUAAAAUGUUUUAUCAAUAUUCACAGGAAAGUUUUAUACGUAAGGGGUUCAGCAGAGUAAGACGAAUCCAGUUUUUUUAUAUCUAAAAUAAGCAAGCGUUUUGUCUAGGUGUUUUAUGU
Messenger RNA from Porites lobata, 41388 nucleotides. Lineage: Eukaryota; Metazoa; Cnidaria; Anthozoa; Scleractinia; Poritidae. The record is from the annotation of a GenBank genome assembly.